CUUUCUCUCUCUCUCUGUGUGUGUGUGUGUGAGAGAGAGAGAGAGAAGAGAGAGAGAAAGGGUUGCAGACUCAGUGAUGCUUAGUUUCCUUAAGUCGUCAAAGUUGCCCCUAAGCAGGUGUCAUCUUCAACCACCCUUCCCCCACCUUCCAGAUUUCGCUGGAUGAACCUUUGGCACUAACUUGAUAGCUGAGAUCACUCCGACAGGCAGAAAAGAAUAGCACUAUACUGAAGAGAAAUCCUUAUGGAAGUUGGACCUGCCUCGAAAUCCCUCAUGAAGGAAGAGUGGGUUUAUGUCUGUAGAUGCGCCACUGGUUAUGGGAGUUCCAUGCCUGCGUGCUCCUUGCUUCUCUCCUGGCUGGAGGAGAGUGUGGGGAGCCCGCUGGCAAGCUAGGGGUGAAGGUGAGAGUAGGGACCAUAUUUGCACCUAAGGAUGAGUGUGGGAGCCCUUUACACAAGGACAGUGUGGGAUCAAUGGCCUCUAAAUUAGGAUAAAAGAUAACCCCACAUUGCAUUAGAAUCCAACAACGAGGAAUUAGGAUUUAUUAAGGUCUCUCUCCCACCUCCCUCUAGCAGGCAAGAAUAAAGAUAUUGACAGGUCUGGAGAGUUGUCGACACUAACCCUACUGCUUGUUGAUGUUAAAGGUCGAGGUGAUAUGCAAGCACAGGUUUACAAAGAUGUACACUUGCUGGAGCUCAGAGGGUUUCUGGAAAAGGGGUCAGUGAAAACAUUCUUGUAAUCCUACUCUUUCUGAGUUUGUGUUCCCUUCCCAAAAACCAUAUAAAGUAUGAAGCCUGUCACACCAUGUGUUGUUAUGUAAGCAAACGCAGAUGACAGAGGUGUGUGGGUUUGGGAGGGUGUGUUUUAUUUAUGGGGGCAGGUGUGUGAAUCAUUGGGAUCCCCACAGACAUCGCCUGGCCUGGAGGCCACAGUCACUAGGGCAUGUGCUCUGUGUCUAAAUGUUGACUUCUGAUGACUCCUAAAACGCCUUCCUGGUGAGGUUGUUGCUUCUGCGUUGCUCGCAUGCAUUUUGUUCGCUGUGCGCUGAGGGAGUUCCCCACCUGAGUUGUUCUCUUAGUUACUCACACAGAUCAGGUCCAAAUUGAUCUUUCUUUUUAUACUUUGGUUUCUAAAAAUAGACAGAUGAUGGGGAGGGGGUAGCUCUAGGGAUGUAUGCUAGGACACUGGCAGUUCUACUUCCUAGUUAUGAUGGCCUGUCUGGCCCUUGGGGGAACAGGGACUACAUUCAGCCUAAUUUAGGAGCAGAGAGUUGGAAGGGGGUGGUGAUUACGUGAAGCACAGUGUGGGCUGCUCCUGGCUCAUUGGUAUUCAUCAGAGUCCUCAUUGGGUAGGAAUACAAAGCCAGAGUUUGCAAGGGAAAUCAUUUCAGCUUGCCUCUUGGCAGGGGUCAUUCUCUGAGCCUCCUUUUUCCAAAUGUAUGUUGUGUGGGGUUUUGCUUCCUGAGUUGCAUGCUCACACAUGCACAUGUAAGUGUGUACACACACAAGCAUAGACAUGGACAUAGAUGCAGCAUGUUUCUAUAGAAGAAUAAUAACAUUGCGUCUGCUUUACAAUCCAUACAUAGAGGUGGAUUCUACUUCAUGAACAUCAUUUCCUUUUAAAUAAAGCUUUACAGUCUCCAAUUCCUGCAUCAGUGUCACCUCAGGUGGCUGGUUAAAAGUGCUCACCACCCUAGACUUACAGAAUCAAACUGUCUGUGGGUGGGAAUUCUUAACAGGCUCCUCAGGUGGUGUUUAUGCAGACUAAUAUCUGGGGAUUGCCACCCUAUUUUGCCCCCAAGACUAAACAAUUGAUCUUUGAACUCAUAAACCCUCCCCAGCCAAAGCGGGCCAGUCAGUCUCAAAGUCAGAGGAAAAGAUGGUGAAAAGGAGUUGCUUCCAUCUGGAGCAUAUUUGUCCCUGGGUAACAGGAAAGUGUGUCCAUUUUGAUUACUGUUACUUAUUUGUUUUGGAGUCAUGGUGAGUGGCCUGCCCACUCAUCAUGGCGGCCAUUGGUGCUGGACUCCUGCAGCUGGGCUGGCUGUUUUACUGUGGGAUGGACAAAGGGUGUGUAAAAAACGAGCAACUUUGUCAGGAACUGAGGGUGGGCUCCUCAGUGAGGACCACAGCACCUCCCUUCUGGGGGCAUCUGAGGACGGUGUCCGGUGGGAGCUUAUGGAGAGAAGGCAGGAAGACACACAGAAUGGAGCCUGAGUGAAAGGGCUCAGUUAGGGUAUGGAGCAUGGCUGCUUGUGUAAGGGGGAUCAUUUGAGGUGGAGGAGUGGAGAUUUGCAGGUAGGCAAAAAAUAUCUUUUGAAGAACAUGGAUAUUUUUGGAAUGAAACUUGACAGGCAAAAAGAAGGGGGCUUUGGGAGAGAGGGGGUGUGUGUGUGUGUGUGUGUGUGUGUGUGUGUGUGUGUAGGGGGGUCUCAUCUGCUCCUUCUGUUGCUAAGGAACAUAUAAGCUAGGGUUUAAAAAUAAAUGAGGAGUGGGUGGGCAUAUGCAGUGACUCCUGUCUUUUUAGGAACCAGAGCCCUUUACAAAAAGCCUUUAAAUAACCAUUUCUGGAGGCAGAUUAUUCAUUUUGCUUGACUUUUACUUUGUUAAGUAAAAUAAACUCCUUUCUAUACUCCUAGAUUUCCCCUCAUUAUCUUUUCUUUGUUGGCUUUUUUUGAGAACCAUUUUUCCCAUGAGAAUUUUUUCCUUUAUUUCAGAAUCUGCACCCCUAGAGCAAAUACUCUCUGUCGACUGUAAAGCUGAAGGUUUGAAAAGGCAGUGCAAGUGAGCUGGAAAGCAAUCUCCCGGGCAGGCCUCCAGCAUCUGGCUCCUGCACAUCCCCUCAGCCUUCCUGUGGCAAAUGGUCCAGCCAAGGAGCCCAGAGCGACUUUGGACUGGAGUGAGAAUGCCGUGAAUGGAGAACACCUGUGGCUGGAGACCAACGUCUCGGGAGACCUAUGCUACCUUGGAGAGGAGAACUGCCAAGUCAGAUUUGCAGAAGAGGAAAUCCAAGAGUGAUAAAAGCAUCUGCAAGCAGAGUAAAGGCAUCUCAAAAUCAGCUCUCAGGAGGAAGUGUGCAGUCUGUAAAAUCGUCGUCCACACCGCCUGCAUUGAGCAGCUAGAAAAGAUUAAUUUCAGAUGUAAACCAACAUUUCGAGAAGGAGGCUCAAGGUCACCAAGAGAAAAUUUUGUACGUCAUCACUGGGUGCACAGGCGUCGGCAGGAGGGGAAAUGUAAGCAGUGUGGUAAGGGCUUCCAGCAAAAGUUCUCCUUCCACAGUAAAGAGAUUGUGGCUAUCAGCUGUUCCUGGUGCAAGCAGGCGGAUCUGAUGUUUCACAAUAAGGUGACCUGCUUCAUGCUGCAUCACAUUGAAGAACCCUGUUCCCUGGGGGCUCAUGCUGCUGUUAUUGUCCCACCCACUUGGAUCAUUAAGGUGAAGAAACCUCAGAACUCACUGAAGGCUUCAAAUCGGAAGAAGAAGAGAACCAGCUUUAAAAGAAAAGCCAGUAAAAGAGGGAUGGAACAGGAAAACAAAGGUCGUCCUUUUGUGAUAAAACCCAUCUCUUCUCCUCUCAUGAAACCCUUGCUUGUAUUUGUGAAUCCCAAGAGUGGAGGCAACCAGGGAACCAAAGUCCUGCAGAUGUUCAUGUGGUACCUGAAUCCACGGCAAGUCUUUGAUCUUUCUCAGGAAGGGCCAAAAGAUGCGCUUGAACUGUAUAGGAAAGUACCAAAUCUGCGAAUUCUGGCCUGUGGUGGGGAUGGAACGGUGGGCUGGAUCCUUUCUAUCCUGGAUGAACUGCAGCUGAGCCCUCAGCCUCCCGUGGGGGUCCUUCCUCUGGGGACUGGGAAUGACCUGGCUCGAACUCUCAACUGGGGAGGGGGCUACACUGAUGAGCCUGUUUCUAAGAUCCUGUGCCAAGUGGAAGAUGGGACAAUUGUACAGCUAGAUCGCUGGAACCUCCAUGUGGAAAGAAACCCCGACUUGCCUCCAGAAGAACUUGAAGAUGGCGUAUGUAAGCUCCCUCUGAAUGUUUUCAAUAACUACUUCAGCCUUGGAUUUGAUGCUCAUGUCACACUGGAGUUCCAUGAAUCCAGAGAAGCAAAUCCAGAGAAAUUCAACAGUCGUUUUCGAAAUAAAAUGUUCUAUGCAGGGGCAGCUUUUUCUGACUUCCUACAGAGAAGUUCUAGAGAUCUGUCCAAACAUGUUAAAGUUGUUUGUGAUGGAACAGAUCUCACCCCAAAGAUUCAGGAACUGAAGUUCCAGUGUAUAGUAUUUUUAAAUAUACCCAGAUAUUGUGCUGGCACAAUGCCCUGGGGAAACCCAGGAGAUCACCACGAUUUCGAACCUCAGCGUCAUGAUGAUGGUUAUAUUGAAGUCAUUGGAUUUACCAUGGCCUCUUUGGCAGCCCUGCAAGUUGGGGGCCACGGAGAGAGGCUACACCAGUGUCGAGAAGUCAUGCUUCUAACUUACAAAUCCAUCCCCAUGCAAGUGGAUGGGGAGCCCUGUAGGUUGGCCCCAGCUAUGAUUCGGAUCUCCCUGAGGAAUCAGGCCAACAUGGUACAGAAGAGCAAGAGGAGAACAUCCAUGCCUUUACUUAAUGAUAUUCACCAGGUGCAAACUGCGGACCUGCGGCGAGUGUCUGCUCCCCCCGGCUCCUUCACCAUUCCCCAGUCUGUCCCAGAUCGUCUGAGGAUCCGGGUGAACAAAAUCAGUUUGCAAGACUAUGAAGGAUUCCACUAUGACAAGGAGAAACUCCGGGAAGCUUCGAUACCUCUGGGUAUUCUAGUUGUGCGUGGAGACUGUGAUUUGGAGACUUGCCGUAUGUACAUAGACCGCCUACAGGAGGACCUACAGUCAGUUUCUUCUGGCUCCCAGAGAGUUCAUUACCAGGACCAUGAAACCUCCUUCCCCAGGGCUCUCUCAGCACAGAGGCUCUCCCCUCGGUGGUGCUUCCUAGAUGCAACUUCUGCUGAUCGCUUUUAUCGAAUAGACAGAUCUCAGGAACAUUUGCACUUUGUGAUGGAGAUUUCCCAAGAUGAGAUUUUUAUUCUGGACCCAGAUAUGGUGGUGUCACAGCCAGCGGGGACACCUCCGGGCAUGCCUGACCUGGUGGUGGAGCAAGCCUCGGGGAUCUCAGACUGGUGGAAUCCUGCCCUGCGGAAACGCAUGCUGAGUGACAGUGGGCUGGGGAUGAUAGCUCCCUAUUAUGAGGACUCAGAUCUGAAAGAUCUCAGCCACUCCCGCGUGCUACAGUCACCAGUCUCUUCAGAAGAUCAUGCAAUUUUGCAGGCAGUAAUAGCUGGUGAUCUUAUGAAGCUAAUAGAAAGCUAUAAAAAUGGAGGCAGUCUGCUAAUUCAGGGACCAGACCACUGUUCACUCCUUCACUACGCAGCUAAAACCGGCAACGGGGAGAUUGUGAAAUAUAUCCUUGACCACGGACCUUCCGAGUUAUUGGAUAUGGCAGACAGUGAAACGGGUGAGACUGCACUGCACAAGGCUGCCUGCCAGCGGAACCGGGCUGUGUGCCAGCUUCUGGUGGAUGCAGGAGCAUCUCUGAGAAAGACGGACUCCAAGGGUAAGACACCUCAAGAGAGAGCACAGCAGGCUGGGGACCCAGACUUGGCUGCUUACCUAGAAAGCCGUCAGAACUAUAAGGUCAUUGGCCAUGAGGACCUGGAAACUGCUGUUUGACCCUGGUAUUCAGGCAAAGAGAACGUGAGCAAGCGUAUCACAUCUGCCCUCCCUGCGAUCGGGCAGCUCCCCUGGAAGAAGCUGAUGGAAUUCAUAUAUCUGUCUCUCUCCUGGAAGAAUCUACCUGAGACCAUGCCACUCGUUUUUAAGGGCUACCAAGAUGUGCAACAGAACAUGAUAGCCCAUUGAGAAGGAGGCAGGAUACCUGGAGAUUUGUGGAGUACAGUACGAGUUCCACAAAAUUUGAUCCUUAUUGCUUCCAGCAAGUAGCAUGAACUUCUGUGUUCACCUGUAUAAUUUAUUUUAAAGAUUCAAAGGAUGUUCGUAUAAACGGCACUGCUCCAUCCUCCCCCAUGCAUUGAUUUUUUUUCCCUGUACCAUACAAUUCUACUGUAACUACCCAUUAACUUAAAAAAUAUAUAUUAUCUCUUCUCUUUACAUUCAGUCUUGGAAGACCACAAGAUUGUCUGAAGGCCUUCUAAAACCCUCUGAAUGUCCUGCAGAAAUAUAACUGUAAAACCACUUCCAUUUCCAAGACUAAAUAUAUCAAGACUAUUUAGUGACUCUCUCUGCAUGUCCCCACCACCCCCCAACCCUCCGUUUCAUUAUAUAGGAGCUGGGAAGUGCCACAUGGAUAAUGUCAACUUGUGUGCUAUAUUUCUGAGGAAUGGUGAGGUGGCAUGGGAGAUGUCUGUGCUUGGAGGUACCUCAGAGAGGUAACCCAGGGGUCAGCCCAGGCUGCUGGGCUGUAGCCAAUAGCCAUGCAGGACUGGUUCAGCUUGGGCUGUCUGUACAGCUCCGUACUGCCUAUGUGUAGCCAUCUUUGCCUUUUGCUGCAAUAGAAGAUGAGCAAAGGAUUAAACAGAGGCCCACAGCUAGUCUGCAGAACCACUCAAUUUUAAGUGCUGUUUAAAUUGCAGAGGAGAUAAUCAUGUGUGGGAACUGUGGUUACAGGAUAUGGAGCACUCUAACAAUGUUUACUUCUAAACUUUGUUGAGUGAUAAUAGAAAGCACCCUAAUUGACUUGAAAAAAACAAAAGCAAAAGCAAAAGUAGCAACAUAUGUCAACAUAUGUCACUGAAGUAGAAAACAGUCAUUGGGAUGUUGCACAAAGGCUAAUAACUAUAGACUGUUGGAUACAGUGGUGAGAGGAGCCCCGUUUUAGGUCUUUCUUUUAGGUUUUUGGUUUUUAUUACUACAAGUAAUCCUUGACCCAAGGACAAAGGUUUAUUGUAUGAGUUCCACUGCCAGAUUUAUGGGAUGCCCAGAUCAUUCAGAAGGAUGCUUCAACUAUUAUUUGUCAGGUCCAAAGGUCGUACUUGAUAACCCCAUUUUCUAUGCAUGGGGUAGUCUAAUAUAUUAUUUUAUCUACUUUAUUUUCCCCUUUCAGAAAGUCCUUAGUGCAAACUACCAUGGGAAUCUAGCCAGAAAUGUCUGUCGGAUAGUUAGAAUUGUAACAUCUAAACCUGCCACGGAUCAAAUGGUACUUACAGGUACCUCUAUUAGGGACUCUGUGAUACCUAAAAUAUCAAAAGAAAAUGUCUGUCUUUCUGUCCGAGUAUCUACUUGACUUGGGGUAAGUCACAAAUAAAAGUGGGCGUCCAAGGAUUUUGCUUUUGGCGAAAUCUGAUGUGUCCUGAGCUUAUUUUCAUUUUGUCCUUGGACACAGCAUAGUGCUUCCCUAAUGUUUCUACAUAUGACCAUGAAUGAUAGUGUCUCUACAUUUAAUUUAAAGGUCUAAUGGUGACAUUUUGCUUAUCUGAGUCACAUUUCGGUAACAUAUCAUCAUUUUGAAAGUACGGCUAUGAUGUGCUAUAUUAAAUAGGAACAGCCUUUCAGUGGAUGGGGAUUUUAUUACCACAGUCUCUCCAUAGUCAUUUCAAAAUCAAAUUGUUGGUGGGAGGAUGGAUUAGGUUGUGAGUAAUCAACUUCCAUAUAUCAGCCUCAGAAAUGGAACUAUCCUUUGGAUGUUACAGGAGACACUGCAGCAGAUUGUUUCCAGAAGCUGGAAAAAUAUGCUCCAGGAGAAUUUAAUCACUGGGCUUUUGCUGGGGGAUUUUUAGUUGGUGGGACUGUCAAGGAAAUGUGAUGACAGAAAUAUAAUCCUUAAAGCAAACUGGAAUCUGGCUUUGAAUGGCAUCUUCCAUUCCCUGGAUUGGGCCAAAUGUUUGGCCAGUCAGUUAUCUAGCUGUUACUGCUGGGAUGAAGAACUCUGUUUUCAUCAACUACUGUCUCACAUUUCUCUGUAAAUACUUCCAAGUAGCCCAGAGAAAAUUUAGGGUACAGGUGGCUAUGGGCCAAUUUCUAAAUAGCUCCUAUUGAAGACAUAAAUCUGUGGUAUGGAAAAUGAUGAGUUAGUACUAUAAGAUUCCUGAUGAAUUUAGAAAUUGUUUCAAACCAAAAAAAAAAAAAAAAAA
Molecule: messenger RNA, 8105 nt
Organism: Cercocebus atys (sooty mangabey)
Lineage: Eukaryota; Metazoa; Chordata; Mammalia; Primates; Cercopithecidae
Gene: DGKI
Product: diacylglycerol kinase, iota
Exons: 36
Coding region: 2911-5688 (925 amino acids)
Biological process (GO): intracellular signal transduction; regulation of synaptic transmission, glutamatergic; lipid phosphorylation
Cellular component (GO): nucleus
Molecular function (GO): ATP-dependent diacylglycerol kinase activity; protein binding
Source: RefSeq, a predicted model, not a curated record